Molecule: messenger RNA, 1035 nt
Organism: Naegleria fowleri
Lineage: Eukaryota; Heterolobosea; Eutetramitea; Acrasida; Naegleriidae
Exons: 1
Coding region: 1-1035 (344 amino acids)
Molecular function (GO): protein binding
Source: RefSeq, a predicted model, not a curated record
AUGAUCUUGCAAAGUCAUGUCAUUCCAAACUUGUCAGAUUUGAAUUUAAUGGAUUACUAUUUGAGUGAAAGGGAUUGGAAGAGUGCUUUAUUCUUGUUGAACAAGAGGUUGAAUCGUUUCAUGAAAAUGGAAAAGACUGAAAAUUCUUCUAAAAACAUACCACUUGAUGAUGAUCAAAAUAACAUCAAAAUGGACAUUAGAGCUCUUUAUUUGAGUGGUCAAUUGGGAUUAUCCACCUUAUUUCCCAUUGAAAAACUUGUUCGUUUAUUAACCCAUCGAACCGAUCUUUCACGAUUUGAACAGUUUGUAAUUUGGAAAACAAUUGCAAGAAAUUUAUUAGACAGAAAAUUGAUGUUGGAGUAUGAACAAUGUCUCUUACAAAUGCUAAAAUUACUUGAGGACAGUGAUGAAGUGAAAUGGAUGCUUAUUGAUCUGUAUUUAAACAAGAAAUUUAGCAUUUCUUUGCAGGAACAAACUAAAGCUCGUUAUAUCACUCUUUCUUUGCAACAACAAAAAGAGAGACAAAGAAAUGAAUUGGCUCUGUCUCUCGUCACGAAAUUAGAGAAUUCAUCUCGUGUGAAAUUGGACCCCAGGCUUUCUCUUCUCCUUCGUGAAUAUCACGCAAUUUUACUUUCCAGAGUUGCAAUUAAAGCUAUUGAUAUUGAAGAAGGAAAGAAAAUAGUUCAUGAGUUGAUUGACCAUAUUGAAAACAACUCUGCACUGGAGGAAGACAAGAAUGACUCAUUAGCACAUUAUCAUCAUCUCUUAUCCACCAUGAAUUUUAAGCAAGGAAAGUUUGUUGAAGCUCUUGAGGAAUCCAAAAAAGCGCUUUCUCUCAAUCCUAAAUCAACCUUUUAUCAAAAUAGACAUCAUGGCAUGAUUGAAACAUUUAAAAAUCACACACAACAACUUUCAAUUCUCAACGAAUUACCACCUAAUGAAUUAAUGAGCACAAGUAUGACUACAACACCAUUGAGUCAGAAAAAUCUUCUCCAACUCGGUGAAUGCUCUGUUGUGCGUGAGAGGUAUGAAUAG